ACUGGGAGAUCAGAGGCUUUCGGCUCAGAAGUCUUCAACAGUUUUGAAAACAGUUUGUGUGUUUCUACAGAAGACGGAAAACAUGGUCAGCAGAUUUGAACACCCAGCUGGUAGCUACAAGAAAAUCUUUGAGACAUGUGAGGAGCUUGCUGAACCACUGCCUGCAACAGUCACAGGUAGGAUUCCCUCCUUUCUGAAAGGGAGUCUUCUCCGUUUAGGACCUGGGCUCUUUGAGGUUGGAGAUGAACCCUUCUAUCACCUCUUUGAUGGGCAGGCCCUUAUGCACAAAUUUGACUUCAAGAAUGGCCAAGUCACUUACUACAGGAAGUUUGUCCGAACAGAUGCAUACGUGAGAGCCAUCACAGAAAAACGAGUGGUCAUCACUGAGUUUGGAACAUUUGCCUACCCAGAUCCCUGCAAAAAUAUCUUCUCCAGGUUUUUUUCUUAUUUUAAAGGAGUUGAGGUCACAGACAACUGUCUGGUCAAUGUCUACCCUAUUGGAGAGGAUUUCUAUGCUGUGACAGAAACUAACUACAUCACUAAAGUGAACACGGAUACAUUGGAGACCCUGAAGAAGGUUGACAUGUGCAACUACAUAAACAUCAAUGGAAUCACAGCUCACCCCCAUAUUGAGCCAGAUGGCACUGUAUAUAACAUUGGAAACUGCAUGGGAAAAGGUGCAACACUGGCCUACAACAUUGUGAGGAUUCCUCCCACCCAGAAAGAUAAGUCGGACCCUAUAGAAAAGUCCAAAGUCGUGGUGCAGUUUCCAAGUGCUGAGAGGUUCAAGCCGUCUUACGUGCACAGCUUUGGCAUGUCAGAUAACUACUUUGUCUUCGUUGAGACCCCAGUGAAGAUAAACCUGCUGAAGUUCCUCAGUGCUUGGAGCAUCCGAGGUUCCAACUACAUGGACUGUUUCGAGUCCAAUGAAAGCCAAGGAACCAAUUUCCACAUUGCCAAGAAAGACCCUGGAGAGUAUAUCGACCUUAAGUUUAAAGGAGCGGCAAUUGGAAUGUUCCACCACAUCAACACCUACGAGGACCAAGGGUUCAUUGUUGUUGACCUCUGUGCAUGGAAAGGAUUUGAAUUUGUUUACAACUACCUGUGGCUGGCCAAUCUGAGAGCCAAUUGGGAGGAGGUAAAGAAAGCAGCCAUGAUGGCCCCACAGCCAGAGGUGCGGAGAUAUGUGAUCCCUCUGGACGUUCACAAGGAGGAGCAAGGGAAGAAUCUUGUGAGUCUGCCCUACACCACAGCCACAGCAGUCAUGCAUGCUGAUGGGAUGAUCUGGCUGGAACCUGAGGUGCUCUUCUCUGGACCUCGCCAAGCCUUUGAGUUUCCACAGAUUAACUACCAAAGGUAUGGAGGGAAGAACUAUACAUACGCCUAUGGACUGGGACUCAACCAUUUCAUACCAGACAGGAUCUGCAAACUGAAUGUAAAGACCAAGGAGACCUGGGUUUGGCAGGAGCCUGAAUCUUAUCCCUCAGAACCAUUGUUUGUUCAGACUCCUGAUGGGGUAGAUGAAGAUGAUGGAGUCCUCCUUACCAUCGUGGCGGCGCCUGGUUCCCAGAGGCCAGCAUAUAUGCUCAUUCUGAACGCCAAGGAUCUGUCUGAGAUUGCGAGAGCAGAAGUGGAAUGCUCCAUUCCCGUCACCUUUCAUGGGAUGUAUAAACAGUGACGUUCCUGUCCAGUUUUAUAAAGUGCAUAACAACAACGAUGAGAAUAAAAUGCAUCCCUAUGCCAAAGGGAUAGACAAUAAACAAUAAAAUAUUUUGAGAGAAUAAAAAUGAAUGAAUGAAAAUUUGUUAAUA
Cyprinodon variegatus (sheepshead minnow) is the source of this 1811-nucleotide messenger RNA. RefSeq names its product retinal pigment epithelium-specific protein 65kDa (gene rpe65a). The record is from RefSeq and is a predicted model, not a curated record. Bases 83 to 1678 code for a protein of 531 amino acids. Gene Ontology annotation, molecular function: beta-carotene 15,15'-dioxygenase activity; retinol isomerase activity; all-trans-retinyl-ester hydrolase, 11-cis retinol forming activity. The transcript has 14 exons. Lineage: Eukaryota; Metazoa; Chordata; Actinopteri; Cyprinodontiformes; Cyprinodontidae. Gene Ontology annotation, biological process: zeaxanthin biosynthetic process; retinal metabolic process.